AUGACAAGCCCUGGGGUUCUCGUGUGGGCUCUCGCUAAAGGGGCCUUCGUUUGCAUUGAGAACCCUGAUGGCUCCCUGUUUUGGAGCUGCCUUGAAUCUCUUCCAGAGUUUCAGUCUUGUCAGGCCUCCCUGGAGGCUUUCUGCGGUGACAUGUGCAUGCUUGGAGGUUCUAGGCCAGCUUCGAUCAAGUUCCUCACCAACAUUUCUGCGCUUCGUUCACUUGUUCACAUGUGCCCCGGAGUGGGCGACGGGCACAAGCAUGCUUGUUGUCAGGAGAUCUCCUUCACUCCACCUCCUGCCCUGGCUCGGCCAGGAGAUGAGGUUUCUGACAAGAUCCCCAUAGGCAUUUAUGCGACUCCCGAGGAGUUCGUGCAGCGAGCUCGUGCUCUUCAACACCCGAUGGCGGGUCCCAGCGUUGUCACGGACUCCUUCAAGAGAGCCCUGUUCGCUAACCUCACUAAAACCCCUGCCGAGGUUGCAAGCUUGAGAGCCUCCUUCCUUGAGCAUGUAACACAUUUGACGGAGAAGCUUCGCCCCGAUGAGGAGGCUCUACAUCGCUCUUUCUCUCCUGAGCUUCAGAAGGUUCUUAAAGGAAAACGACUUCUCCUCUUUAAGACCUUGCUGGAAGAGUACCGGUACGACGAUGUUGGGGUCUGGGAGAUGCUUCGGGACGGCCCUUCCUUGACUGGCACUCAGGACCAUCCUCCCUAUGCCGAUCGUAGUUUUCGCCCGGCAACAGUUAGCACCGAACAGCUGGAGCGUGAAUCUUCCUGGAGGCGGAAAUUUGUGAGCUUCAAAACUUCUUCACCCCAGGAUGCUGCUACUCUGACUUCUCUUGGUGAAGGUGAGGUUUCGGCUGGAUUCAUUUCGGGACCAUAUCGAACAGCGGCCGAAGUUACUGAGGCUUUGGGAAGGCCAGACUGGAUUGCAACUCCACGCUUUGUUUUGCUUCAGGGCUCCAAGGCCAAGCCCCGGGUUAUCGACGAUUGCAAAUCUUCGGGUCUGAACUCAUCUUUCUCCUCCACGGAGCGCCUUCGUCUGCAAGACCUCGACUAUGUGGUGGCGAUGAUCAAGCUGGCUGGCAAGAUGUCGGGUCGGCAUAAAAUUCGUAUGGAUCUUUCCACUGGUGAUGUGCUCUGUGGUGAUCGAGUGCUUCCCUCCGGCUCUGAGUGGCUUGGUCGAUGUGUGGAUCUAGCCAAAGCCUACAAGCAGAUGGCUGUUCCUCGUUCCCAGCGCCACUUGGUGGUGCUCUGCCACCACGAUGAACAAGGACUGCCUCUGUACUACAUCUCGGAGUCCCUCCCCUUCGGGGCUGAGGGGUCGGUGUAUGGAUUCGUGCGCAUGAGCCGAGCACUUUCAUUUCUUAUGAAUGAGGCCAUCCUUGUGCCGAGCUCGGUGUACUUCGACGAUUUCCCAGCGAUAUCUCCCAAGGCUUCGUCAGCAUCGGCUACCGCUGCCAUUAAAUUCUUGCUGUCCGCCCUCGGUUGGAGGUUCUCUACAGAUCCAGAUAAGGCGCGAGAUUUCGAUUCCACUUUCGAUGUGUUGGGCUGCACCCUUGACUUGUCGGGCCUGGCCGGACCUUUCGGCUUCUUGGAGGUCCGCAACAAGCCUCGGCGGAUCGAGCACAUCACCGAGCUGCUGGACGAGUUGGGCAGCGGCCGGGGUGACUUCCGAUUAGUUCCUGUGGUACAGGGUCAGCUCAACUUUGCAUCGAACUUCGUUCUUGGUCGAGCCGUCGCUCCCCUUUCGCGAGCCCUGAGCUCUUCGAGCUCCGGUGAGAUUAAGAGCUUGUGUGAGCGAAUUCGCGAUCUCCUGCGAGGGGCUCGUCCGAGGAGAGUGUCGUGGCACUCCCCGGAUGCUCCUAUUCUUAUCUUCACUGAUGCUGCUUUCGAGAAGGGGUUAGCAACCGUUGGCGCCGUCGUCAUCGACACGAUGGGUGGCCCGGCUUCCAUUUAUGACGGAGUUCUCCCCUCGUCUUUGGUGUCAUCGUGGCAACGCUAUGACGACGAGCAGAUCAUAUGCCAGGCUGAAUUGGCCGCAGCAGUCUGCAUCCGCCACCGUGAACGCUACCGACUGACCGGCAGAAAAUGCAUUUACUUCAUCGAUAACGAAAGUGCCCGAUUCGCGCUCAUCCGAGCGGUAUCGGGAGUACCCUCGAUGCAAUCCUUGGCCUCGUCAUUUCACACGUGGGAUCUGGACCACCCCCACUAUCCUUGGAUAGAGAGGGUGCCUUCGACCUCUAACCCAGCCGAUCUCCCUUCGAGGGGGCGCAUCAACGAUUGCAUUAGGCUUCUUGACGGACGACAUGCAGGCAGCUUAUGUAUGCCGCCGGAGUUGGAAAACUUCGACCCGAUGGGCGAUUUCAAACCCCUUCGUGAUGAUGGGCCAACUUCGAUACUGGCAAUAGCUGCUGCAAAAGACUAG
Messenger RNA from Symbiodinium sp. CCMP2592, 2424 nucleotides. The record is from the annotation of a GenBank genome assembly. NCBI's taxonomy places the organism in Eukaryota, Dinophyceae, Suessiales, Symbiodiniaceae.